AUGAAGGGAGUUUACAUCAUUUUGUUGUUCUGCUUAUUCGAGCUUUCUGCUUCCGAUAAGGAUACUGGAAUCACUUGUUUGAUUAAAUAUUUAAAGGAUCAUGGACGAUUGGAAGAAGAUUUUCCAUUACCCCAAAAGCCUGCACAUGCACAAGCAUGUGAUGCUGUAGUUCGACUCGUUCUUCCUACAAUAGAAAGAGAAUUUCUAUCGAAACUCUCCGAAAAGGAAUCUAUUAAGUCAGACUGUGUUUCAGCACAGUUGAAGAAGGGCGGUUUGUUAGACUAUUUAAUAAAGGAAGAAGUUAUCGAAAGUUCAACUGACCUCUCAAACCAAGAAGUCAUGAAGAAACUUGCUGAAACAAGAGAAACAAUCAAAGGAAUUUUAGACAACGCUGCAGUUUUUUGUAACAGUGAUGCAACUUAUGCAGGUCUUUUCGAUAAAUAUUUGGGCCUCAAAAAUGAAUCUUUAAGUGCUCUUCAAUCACAUUACUGUAUGGCUAAAUAUGUAAUUGAUGAAGAAAUCAUCGACGUUGGUAAUGUCAACAUAAAUCCUUCAAAUAUCGACACAGCAGCUGCUAAUUGUGAUACUGUCAUUAGUAACGCUAAAGCAGAGGUUGAAGCCCAACUUAGAGAUAAAUAUAAGGAACAGAACUUAUCUCAAAGUAAAAUAAACUGCAUCAUGAGAUCAUUUAGGAGAAACAAAAUGUUUGAAAACUCUAUUGCAUUGGGGGCCUUGGAAAAUCUUGAGAUAUCUCUUGAAACCAAAAGAGAAAAUAAGGAAAGAGUCGAAAACAAAAUGGAAUCUUUUGUGACAGGAGUAUUUGGAUGCUUUAUGGGUUAA
Clunio marinus is the source of this 840-nucleotide messenger RNA. Lineage: Eukaryota; Metazoa; Arthropoda; Insecta; Diptera; Chironomidae. The record is from the annotation of a GenBank genome assembly.